Molecule: messenger RNA, 1193 nt
Organism: Macroventuria anomochaeta
Lineage: Eukaryota; Fungi; Ascomycota; Dothideomycetes; Pleosporales; Didymellaceae
Exons: 1
Coding region: 60-1100 (346 amino acids)
Biological process (GO): secondary metabolic process
Cellular component (GO): cytosol; cytoplasm
Molecular function (GO): carboxy-lyase activity; hydrolase activity
Source: RefSeq, a predicted model, not a curated record
CCCGCAGUCAACGUAAAUGAAUCGCAGCUAUUGUCUCCUAUCCUUGUUAGACCUUCACGAUGCACUUCUCCCUGUUCACCGCUUUGAUCGCACUCGCCCUUGGCGUCAACGCCAUACCCACACCACCCACUUCCAAACCCUACUCCCUACCCAAACGCCUCAUCGCACUAGAAGAGCACGUCGUCUCGCCCUCGCUCGAAGCCGAAGCCCUCGCCGCCGGCCUAGUCCAGCGCUUCCCCGGGGUCCUCGAGAAGCUCAAAGAUGUCGGCGCGGGUCGCAUCGCCGCCAUGGACGCAGGCCACUUGAGCAUGCAAGUCCUCUCCCAACAAUCUGCCGUAGGCUUGGAAGACCCGGAGGGAUGUCGCAAGGCGAACGAUGCUGUGAGGGUCGCUAUUGCUGCGAAUCCGAAGCGGUUUGCGGGCUUUGCGGUGCUGCCUAUGAGCCUUCCGGAUGAAGCUGCAGCGGAGUUGAAUCGUAGUGUUACGACGCUUGGGUUUAAGGGCGCAAUGAUAUGGAAUCAUCUCAAUGACGGGACGUACUAUGAUUCAGCGCGCUUCGAUCCUGUCUUUGCGAUGGCGCAGAAGCUCGAUGUGCCGCUGUACUUGCACCCUGCUGCGCCUACAGCAGACAUCGCAUCGAAGCUCUUUGCUGGGAACUACCCUGCAGCUGUGGCUGGGCGUCUCGGGACGUUUUCUUGGGGUUGGCAUGUCGAUGUUGGAACGCACGUCCUGCGUCUCUACAGCGCCGGCUUGUUCGACCGAUUCUCGAAGCUGAAGUUGAUCAUCGGGCAUAACGGCGAGGGUCUGCCCAUGUUCCUUGAUCGCAUCGAUUUGACGGGAUUGAGGAACGAUACGACGUUCAACAAGGUUUGGGAGACGAAUAUUUGGAGCACGACGAGUGGGUUUUUCACUGUCCGCCAAUUCCAGCAGUUGAGGCAGGUCAGCCCAGUUGAGAGGAUCAUGUACUCGGUAGAUUACCCGUUCAGUACGAACACGGACGGCUGGGCGUUUGUGAAAAAGCUGGCGCAAAGUGGUGUGUUGACGAACGGGGAGAUGGAUGCGUUUGCGUACAAGAACGUGGAGAAGUUGUUGAAGCUGUGAAGACUACUUGCAGACCACAAAGGCUGUAUCUUACGGGCAUCGGUCGGUUUUCUCAUGACUUCAAGGCCUGUGAUCUACUAUGCCGAAUGCCAG